Triticum aestivum (bread wheat) is the source of this 1219-nucleotide messenger RNA. RefSeq lists its product as uncharacterized. The record is from RefSeq and is a predicted model, not a curated record. NCBI's taxonomy places the organism in Eukaryota, Viridiplantae, Streptophyta, Magnoliopsida, Poales, Poaceae. The transcript has a single exon. Gene Ontology annotation, molecular function: protein binding. Bases 78 to 959 code for a protein of 293 amino acids.
CCCCCUCCAGUCUACCUCCACCCACCGGAUCAUUGGAAUCCCGUUCGCGAGAAGAUCGGCGACACCGCGCACCGAGCAUGGCAACUGACCAGCACCGCCGCGCACCGAGCAUGGCAGCCGGCCAGCAACGUCGCGUGAAGCUGAUAGUUAGCUACGGCGGGAGGAUCGAGCGCGCUGAGGGUCGGCCGCCGAGGUACGUCGGCGGCGAGCAUCUGCUCCUGAAUGUCCUUUCGUCCGUCUCGACGAGGGGCUUCCGCGACCUGCUGGCGGCGCGCGCGGGCUUCUCCAACUUCUCCGUCAAGUAUUGCUACUCCGGCGAGGGGCUGGACUCGCUCUGCGACGUGGACACGGACGAGGACCUCCGGGACAUGCUGGACAUCUUGCUCUACCGGGACCUGCAGGCCCGGCUGUUCAACGACCAGAACACGCGCCGGUUCCGGGUCUACCUGUUCCGCGACGCCGCCGCCCCGUCGCCGACCUCCCAGGCCCUCGGAAAACCAGCUCCCAUGCGGCGUAGCGCGACGUCGCCAGCUCUGUUGUCGGCGAAGACGGCCGACGUCGGCGGGCGGCCCUCCCAUGGCCUGGCCGCUCCCACUCCCUCUCUCGUGGCGCGGAUCACGACGUCGCCGAAUCUGUUGUGCGAGACGUCGACGGUUGGCACGGCGCCCUCCAAGCCGCCGCUCGCCCCCACUCUCGCACGGCGGAUAGCGUCGUCGACUUUGUUAACGGCAGACUCUACAGAUGACACGGCUUCUUUGAUCACCACCACGUCGACAUCAGCAGCCAGAGCUACCCAACAUACACCACCCCACGCGGCGGCGUUCUGGCCGGCAGAGCAGCGUAAUCCGGUGUACCAGGCGGCUCCAGUAUUCUUGGUGCCAGUAAUGCCGCAGGUCAUAAUCCACCGGCCAGAGAUCAUACUCGUACCCAUGUUCAAUUCAAAGGUGGCCAUGGGCUGAGAAUUUUUGGAGUCACAAUCGAAUAUGAAAAUACUCAGUCAAAUGAGAAUUAGCAAUCCAUAGUUUGUGUAGAUUAGAUCUCUCACAGGUUGUAGAUAUGAGGUGACAAAUUAAAAUUCUAGAUUGUCAGUGGUUAUGCACUAUGGGAUGUAACUUAUAGGCGUGACUUCAAUUUUUUUUAUAGUUUACUCUAAAUUGUUUAUACAGUAUAUUUUAUAAAUAAUGAUGUCAAAUCCUCUAUAUUCAGUGUUAGUAUCACC